Aspergillus campestris IBT 28561 is the source of this 2037-nucleotide messenger RNA. RefSeq names its product ATP-dependent RNA helicase SPB4 (gene spb4). Gene Ontology annotation, cellular component: nucleolus. NCBI's taxonomy places the organism in Eukaryota, Fungi, Ascomycota, Eurotiomycetes, Eurotiales, Aspergillaceae. The record is from RefSeq and is a predicted model, not a curated record. The transcript is spliced from 3 exons. Gene Ontology annotation, molecular function: RNA helicase activity; nucleic acid binding; ATP binding. The coding region runs from base 35 to 1975 and encodes 646 amino acids.
GUUAUAACCACUUCAUUUCUCUCAAUUCACUAUAAUGGCCCCUAAGCCGCCAUCUGGCACGUCUGCCAGAGCUUGGGAUGGUGUCAACCCCCCUCUGUCGGAAUGGGUGCUCGACGCUGUCUCAUCUAUGGGCUUCACCCGCAUGACGCCCGUCCAGGCGUCUGCUAUCCCUCUGUUCAUGGCGCAUAAAGAUGUCGUGGUGGAAGCCGUUACUGGUAGUGGGAAAACGCUGUCGUUUUUGAUUCCCGUGGUGGAGAAGCUCUUGCGACUCGAAGAGCCCAUGAAGAAGCACCAUGUCGGGGCGAUCAUCAUUUCGCCGACGAGAGAACUUGCGUCUCAAAUAUAUAACGUGCUUACGUCUCUACUCGCCUUCCAUCCUCCGUCCGCCGCUGCGAUCAAUCCUCCCGAAGACGGCAAUGCGCCGCGCCAGAAACACUCUGCCCUCAAGGUCGUCCCACAACUCCUCCUCGGCGGUUCGACUACCCCAGCGGAAGACUUGAGUAGCUUCCUGAAGAGAUCGCCGAACGUGCUAGUGUCAACCCCGGGGCGGCUGUUGGAGCUCCUCUCGUCACCCCACGUGUACUGCCCGCAGUCGUCGUUCGAAAUGCUGGUCCUCGACGAGGCAGAUAGGCUGCUGGACCUUGGGUUCAAAGAGACUCUGCAGAACAUCUUGCGUCGGUUGCCGAAACAGCGACGCACUGGGUUGUUCAGCGCUAGUGUCAGUGAGGCUGUGGAUCAAAUUGUCCGAGUCGGUCUGCGCAAUCCCGUCAAGGUCAUGGUCAAGGUCAAAGGGACAGCAGGAGUCCAGGAUAAACGCACACCCGCAAGUUUACAAAUGACCUACCUCACUACUCCCCCCAGGCACAAAUUCCUCGCGCUAAAGCACAUCCUCGCCUCCAUUGAACCCACUCCCCAAAAGACGAUAUUCUUCGUCUCCACCUGCUCUGGAGUGGACUAUCUCUCCGCAGUCCUCCCCUUAAUACUGGGCGACGACGUAUCUUUAAUACCUCUGCACGGGAAACACCAGGCCAACGUCCGCCAAAAGAACUUCACCCGCUUCAUCAACUCCCCCACCCCAGCAAUCCUCCUAACGACAGACGUCGCCUCGCGCGGACUAGACAUCCCCUCCGUGGACCUCGUCGUCCAAAUCGACCCGCCCUCCGACCCCAAGACCUUUAUCCACCGCUGCGGUCGUGCCGGCCGAGCCGGCCGCAGAGGCAUAAGCGUGGUACUCCUCCACCCCGGCCGCGAAGAAGACUACGUGUCUUUCCUAGAAGUCCGCAAAACGCCCGUCGUGCCGUUCCCCCACCCCAUCUCGAUCUCGGACGCCGAAGCAGACGAAGCCACGGACACCGCCCGCCAAGCGAUCCUCAAAGACCGCACCCUGCACGAUCGCGGGCAGCGCGCCUUCGUCAGCUGGCUGCGCAGCUACAGCAAGCACCAAGCGAGCAGCAUCUUCCGCGUGUCCGACAUAGACUGGGAAGCUCUGGGCAAGGCAUGGGCGCUGCUGAGACUGCCCAAGAUGCCCGAAUCAAGGGAAUUCAAAGGCGAUCGCACCCUCGGCGUCAGUGUCGAAUGGGACAAGUUCGCCUACAAGGACAAGCAGCGGGAGAAGCAACGCAAAGAGGCCCUCCAGGAGGCAGCCGAGGCAGCCGCCAAUCCCGAUUCCAAACCCCCCUCCGAGCAACCGUCCAACAAGCGACGAGCCAGCGAGAGCGUGGCCUGGAGCAACAACAUCGAGACCAAGAACAAGAAGCUGAAGAAGCGGGAGCUGAAGCACGCGAGGCGCGAGAACGAGAGGUGGGAGGCUAUGAGCGCGGAGGAUAAGCAGAAGGUUCUGGAGACAAGGAAGAUGGUUGAGGAUAUCAAGGCGAAGAAUGAUGAGGAGAGACGGCUUAGACUCGCUGCUGCUAAAGCUGGCGGCGAGAAGGAUAAGGCUGGUGAUGAUGGGGAGGAAUUUCAGGGGUUUGAUUGAUUGAUUGAUCGGAUUGCUAUUUGUAUCCUACCUACUUCCCACCUGCAGUGUCUGUCGCUGGU